AUCCAGAUAUCAAAAGAAAAAAAUGCUACUCAUCUUCUUCGUUGUACUUGUCCCAAUUUUCCUAGCGUUUCUUCUCAAGAAACGCAAAUUCACCCAUGGUCAUCAACCUCCUGGACCUACUGGUCUUCCCAUAAUAGGAAACCUACUUCAACUUAAUAACACAAACACUUAUAAAUAUCUAUGGCAACUUUCCCAAGAAUAUGGCCCUCUCAUGUCUCUAAAACUAGGUUCCAAGCCAACUCUUGUUGUCUCGUCAGCUGAAAUGGCAAAACAAGUAUUGAAAAUUCAAGAUCUUGAUUUUUGUAGCAGACCACUUCUUGCUGGUCAGCGAAAAUUAUCUUACAAUGGUCUAGACUUAGCCUUUGCACCUUACGAUGAUUACUGGAGGGAGAUGAGAAAAAUUUGCGUCCUUCAUCUUUUGAGCUCAAACCGUGUACAAAGUUUUCGACCCAUCAGAGAAGAAGAAGUUUCUCGUAUGAUUCGAAACGUUUCGAAACUGGCUGGAGAAUCUAAACCUGUAAACUUGACUGAAGAAAUGAUGGGCUUUACGAGUACUGCUAUUUGCAGAGUUGCAUACGGUAAGAGGCUUGAAGGAAGCGAAGCUAAGAGACUUCAUCGGCUGCUUAAUGAAUCACAGGCCAUGUUUUCGGAUUUUUUCUUUUCGGAUUACUUUCCACACGUCGGAUGGAUUGUUGAUAAAAUGUCGGGACUGAUGUCGAGACUAGAUAAGAAUUUUCAGGAAUUUGAUGUUUUCUAUCAACAGCUUAUCGACGAGCAUCUUGAUCCUAAGAGAGAAAUGCCUGAGGAGCUGCACGACAACCUUAUUGAUGUCUUACUUCAAAUUUGGAAGGAUCAAUCUCUUAAAAUCCAGCUUACCUUCGAUCACAUCAAAGCAAUUCUGAUGAAUAUAUUUGUUGGUGGAACGGAUACAAGUGCUGCUACUGUGGUAUGGGCAAUGAGCUUUCUCAUGACAAAUCCUGAAGCAAUGAAAAAAACACAACAACAAAUUAGAAAAUUAUUUGGACAAAAGGGUUUUAUAGAUGAAGAUGAUGUCCAACAAUUAUCUUACCUAAAGGCAGUGGUCAAAGAGACAAUGAGACUCCAACCAACAGCUCCGCUACUAAUUCCAAGGGAAACAAUCAACAAUUGCACUUUAGGAGGUUACCAGAUUCUGAAAAAAACCCUAGUUUACGUGAAUGCAUGGGCAAUCGGAAGAGAUCCUCAAGUUUGGGAGAAGCCAUUAGAGUUUUAUCCUGAAAGGUUCCUGGACAGUAACAUGGACAUGAAAGGACAAGACUAUGAGUUAAUACCGUUUGGAGCUGGCCGGAGAAUCUGUCCUGGUAUGUUCAUCGGAAUUGCAAACGUAGAGCUUUCACUUGCUAAUCUUCUCUAUAAAUUUAACUGGGAAAUGCCAGAUGGAAUGAAACCGGAAGAGAUCGACACCGAUCAUGUGCUGCCUGGCCUUUCCGUACAGAGAAGGGAUCAUCUCCUGCUGAUGGCUAAGAGCUAUAUCUUAUAAGAUUAUUAUGCAAUGUACUUAAAUAAAAGGCCAAACUCACUUUUAGGCCCCUAUACUUUCAGUUUUUUUUAUUUGUUUUUUUUUCUUUCAA
Mercurialis annua (annual mercury) is the source of this 1610-nucleotide messenger RNA. Its product is annotated as 5-OH-xanthotoxin synthase-like. Gene Ontology annotation, molecular function: heme binding; monooxygenase activity; oxidoreductase activity, acting on paired donors, with incorporation or reduction of molecular oxygen. The transcript is spliced from 2 exons. Bases 23 to 1519 code for a protein of 498 amino acids. The record is from RefSeq and is a predicted model, not a curated record. NCBI's taxonomy places the organism in Eukaryota, Viridiplantae, Streptophyta, Magnoliopsida, Malpighiales, Euphorbiaceae.